This is a messenger RNA of Closterium sp. Naga37s-1, 3150 nucleotides long. NCBI's taxonomy places the organism in Eukaryota, Viridiplantae, Streptophyta, Zygnematophyceae, Desmidiales, Closteriaceae. The record is from the annotation of a GenBank genome assembly.
AUGGAUUCCUCUCGUCCGUUGAUCUUCAUCCACCCUCUGUCCUUUCCCCCCACCCCCCCUUUUCCCCGACUUCCCUUCCCCCUUUUUUUCCCUGGUCCCCCGACUCGUCCCCCUCUCAGCCCCGCGCGCCAGUUCGUCCGCGACCUUGCGCUCGUCCGCGCGCUCAUCCUUGCGGACGCCUGCACUGUGGCGGAAGCGAGCCGGCGAAUGGCAGCCCGCCACGUGGACGCGUGUCUACUGACGGACGCCAAGAGCGGCAUGCUGUGCGGGAUACUGACGGACCGCGACGUGGCGGAGCGGUGCGUGGGGGAGGGGCGCUCCCCGCAAUCCACGCCGUGCCACGCGGUCAUGACGCGCGAUCCGCAGUUCGUGUCGCUGCACGCGCCCGCCGCUGUCGCGCUGAAGAAAAUGGUCAACGGAAAGUUUCGACACCUGCCCGUGGUGGACGGCGGGGAGGUGGUGGCGAUGCUCCCCGUGCGCAGCUGCCUGGCGGAGGCGCUGCUGCGCGCGGAGGAAGUGCGGGGGAAGGGCGCAGAUGUGGCGGAAGCACUGAAAGAGGCGGAACGGACGGGAGGGAGCGACGGUGCGGCUGCUGGCAUUCUCCGCGCGCUGUGCGACGGCGUCACGCGCCCAGCCAUGGCCGCGCUCUUGGCGCCACACACAAGGCCCGCGGCGGUGCGCACAACGGACACUGUGGCAGCAGCAGCCAAGGCGAUGCGCAAACACGGCGUCACGGCCGUGCUCGUAUCGGACUACGACCAAUCCUUUCUAUCGUCUCCCCCGCCUCAUUACCUUGCCUCGUGUCCCCUCCAUGUACCCCCUGCUGCCAGAUCGCGCGACAUUCUCCUGCGUGUCAUCGCUGCUGGCUUGGAUCCCAGUGUCGUGCUCGUAGAGCAGGCCAUGACCCACGCCCCCGUGACUGUGCCGCUCGAUGCAUGUCUGCUGCAGGCGCUGAGGCACAUGGACUGGGGGGGCUUCUCGCACCACCUCUCAGACCACCGCCUCUCCUCCCCCACUUUCCCCACUCGUUACCAACAGGCCAUGACGCACGCCCCCGUGACUGUCCCGCUGCACGCGUGUCUACUGCAGGCGCUGCGGCACAUGGACUGGGGGGGCUUCUCGCACCUGCCCGUCAUGGCCGCUGACGUCAGCUACGGUAGCUGUGUGGCAUGUGUGGGUGUGACGCCCAUCCUCUCUGCUCUCUUCACGGGCCAGCACUGCCGUCACCUACAGGUACCUCUCCCGUACCACUCCCCACCGUUUCUCCCGUUCCAUUCCCCACCCGCUCCUCCCGUACCGUUCCCCACCGGUUUCCCUACCGGUUUCCCUACUGGUUUCCCUACCCCACCGUUUCUCUCUUCAUGUCUUGUUGUAACGUGCCUCGAAGUACCCCAAAAGGUACAAGGUGGUAGUCGCUCCUCCCCAUCUCCGCGCCUUUCUCCCCCGCUGCAGCAGCAGGCGCAGCAGCUGCCGGCGGGCGCGCAGGAAGCAGUGCAGGGGGCAAGCUGCACGUGUGUGAGGGGCUCGGCCCUUCAGCAGGCGCAGCAGCUGCCUGUGGCCAUGCAGGAGGCAGUGGAGGGGGCGAUGCAGCACGUUGGUGAUACUGCUGUUGGUGGUGCUGCUGCUGCUGCUGGUGCUGCUGCUGCUGCUGAUGCCGGUGCUGCUGGUGGUGCCACUGCUGCCACUCGUGCUGCUUCCCGCUCUACCUUUGAUGCAUGGAGUGACAUUUACACAGAGGCAGGGACAGUGGGGGAGGGUGAGGAUGCAGAGGAUGGGUAUGAGGGGGGAGGGGAGGAGCUCUCUAUUGCUGGCGGCUUCCCCCCUCACUUCCCUCGCUCUGCUGCUGGUGCUUCUGGUGCUGCUGCUGCUGCUGCCGCUGCUGGUACUGCUGCGUUUCAUCAGCCCAGAGGGUUUUAUGGAGGGAAGAGCAUGGCUUCUGCUGCUGCUGGUGCUGCUGGUGGCACGGCUGGUGCAGUUGGUGUUGGUGGGUUUGCUGGUGCGUAUGCAUGUGAGUCGCUGUCGGAUCUGAUGAGUGUGGUGGCAGCACGACUGGCAUGGGACUACGAUCCUACCAACCCGCCCACCGUCCUCUACAUGGACGAGGAUGGCGAUCGGGUGGUGCUGGACUCAGAUGAUGACCUGCGUGUUGCCCUCGCUGCUGCUGCUGCUGCAGCUGCUGGUCACCGCUCCCAGUCUCGGCCGCCUCUCCGUCUAUACAUAGACACCACACACACCCCUCCAACACCUUCCAAGCACCUUCCCAGCUCUACUAGCAACACCCUCCCUGCUGCUGCUGUCGCCCCCCAUCCAUCCACUCCUGCUUCUUCCCACUCGCCGCCUCCUCCCUCCACAUCACGCACUCAGCAGCAGCAGCAGCAGCAGCAACAGCAGUUUCACCAGCUGUCAAUGGCAGUCACUGGUGUGUUUUCCUGCGUCUCCUCGUCCGCAGAAUACCCAACCUUCGCUGCAGCGCUGAGCCUUUGGAAGUCCCGCGGUUCUGUAAAGCAGUCCCAGGCGAAAGCACCGGUGGCCUCCGCGACUCAAUGCGCGGCUGCAGACGACAAUGACGCGCGUAACUCCGUGUGCGAGGACAAGGAGCGCGAGCAAGGCAGUCCCAGCACCGACGACACCAGCAACACCGUCGCUUGUAACGAAAACAACAGCACGCCGCAGUGCUCGCCGAUUAGCACCAUGACGUCGUUCAGCAGCAUCGGCAGCACCUCGAGUGACUCGAGCAGCACCAGCUGCUGCAGCGAAGAGUGCAGCGGUGUGAGCGCUGACUGCAGCAACAGUGCGUUGAAGCCAUCCGGUGUGCGUGUGAAGACGAUGGGUGGUGAAAACAUGGACUCGAGCACGCGCGAGUCUUCUGCUGUCCAGCAACCUGUGAGGCGAAUGGCAGCUGGUAAUGCGAGGGAGCUCCCUUCGCGGAUUCCCAGGCCAUGCAUCACACGAGCAGGCGGAAAAGCAGUUGACGAGAAGGAGAAGGCAGCGGAAGCACAGCGAGUUGUGCUUAUCAGGCAAGAGUCUUCAGGGAGCAGCACAGCACAGCAGCAAGAGAGCAAAGGGGGUCGUCUUGUCUCUGCUAGGUCGGGGAAAGGGCCUACCAGGACCACCAAGGUUGCGGCAAAAAGACCUCCAUGGAGGCCUUGA